Mytilus trossulus (common blue mussel) is the source of this 867-nucleotide messenger RNA. Its product is annotated as neuroglobin-like. The coding region runs from base 113 to 592 and encodes 159 amino acids. The transcript has 5 exons. NCBI's taxonomy places the organism in Eukaryota, Metazoa, Mollusca, Bivalvia, Mytilida, Mytilidae. Gene Ontology annotation, molecular function: heme binding; oxygen binding; oxygen carrier activity. Gene Ontology annotation, biological process: oxygen transport; response to hypoxia. The record is from RefSeq and is a predicted model, not a curated record.
UAGUUAUAAAUAUAAGUCAUGUAAUUCUUUCAAAAGUGGAACUUGGCGUAAGACUGACGAGAGGCGACAGGGACAAUGGAACAUUAAUAAACAGCGAGGACUACUUCAAGCAAUGUCGGACGGUUUUCUUGGUAUGACCGAUGAUACUAAGUCCAGGAUAAAGAAAACAUGGACCAAAUUUUCAGAAAAACAAGAAGACAUGUAUGAGCUUGGGAUUCCAAUGUUCGAAAAGUUAUUUGAACUGAAACCUGAAACUAAGAAACUUUUUCAUUUUGACGAGACUAACCCAGAGAGAUGGGCAAAAGUAAAGGCUCAUGUUAAACUGUUAUUUGAUACAAUGGGUUAUUCCAUCAGUAUGAUUGACGAUCAGGCAGCAGUGACGCCUAUCAUUGUAGACCUAGGUACCAGACAUUUUUAUUAUGGAGUAAACCAGAAUUUCUACCUCGUAUUUGGCGAAUGCCUUAUCCAUGCAAUUACCGUAGCUCUUGGUGACACCUUUACCGAAGAAGAUAAGACAGCAUUUAUGACAUUCUAUCACUGGAUCGGUGGAUGCAUUGUAAAAGGAAUGUCUAUGGAGUCUUAUAAAAAAUAAACUGAUAUUACAAGGAACCUUUCGUUUGAUAUUAACCUAUGAUAGCAAUACACAGACUACAUCAUUACCUUAUCAUUGUAUGAUAACUGGUUAACAUCAAACAGUUUUAUAUAAAAAAACAAUUUGUAUAUAAACUUACAUCAUCUUAAUUCAUACUUUUGCAAUAUAAAUAUCCUAAUUUUUGCUUGAAGGAAAAAUUUAUGUUACAAAUAUUUAUAAAAAUGUGUUGAUGUGCAAUAUAUUCUAUUUUAUUACAGAAAUAAAAAUAGUUUGAC